This is a messenger RNA of Rhizopus microsporus ATCC 52813, 384 nucleotides long. RefSeq names its product B16.6 subunit of GRIM-19, NADH:ubiquinone oxidoreductase. The transcript has 2 exons. The coding region runs from base 1 to 384 and encodes 127 amino acids. The record is from RefSeq and is a predicted model, not a curated record. NCBI's taxonomy places the organism in Eukaryota, Fungi, Mucoromycota, Mucoromycetes, Mucorales, Rhizopodaceae.
AUGUCCAACCGUACUCAAGAUUUGCCACCCCAAGGAGGAUUUCCAGAAAUUAAAUAUCGUCGCUACUUGCCCAAACGCGGUCCUUCUGGUGCCGUGCUACUUUCAGGACUGGUUGCCCUUUCAGCAUACGGUUUUUACAAGGUGGGUGAAGGCAACGUUGAAAAGAGAGAAUUAAAGCGUGAAAACCUUUGGUCUCGCAUUCAUCUCGUCCCUCUUUUAACUGCUGAAGCCGAUCGUGAUGCUUAUCGUCGUUCUGAAGCUGCCAAGGCUCGUGAAGCAGAGAUCAUGAAGAAUGUUGAAGGCUGGAAAGUUGGAGAGUCUGUUUACAACAACACAAAAUACUACACUCCACCAAACUUUGUUAUUGUCCCUGAAGAAAACUAG